Messenger RNA from Alnus glutinosa, 2222 nucleotides. RefSeq lists its product as uncharacterized. Gene Ontology annotation, biological process: protein transport. The transcript has 8 exons. Bases 113 to 1729 code for a protein of 538 amino acids. NCBI's taxonomy places the organism in Eukaryota, Viridiplantae, Streptophyta, Magnoliopsida, Fagales, Betulaceae. The record is from RefSeq and is a predicted model, not a curated record.
UGAAACAGGAAUUUGAAACCACCCAUCACAAUGACAAUAUCCCCCUUCCCUCUAUCUAUCUGAGCUUUCUCACAGAAACCCAUCCACAGUCCACACCCACCACCACUACCCCAUGGCCUUCCCAACCGAACCCAUCUCCCACUUCCUCCAAUCCACCACUUCCAACCUCCUCUCCCUCCUCGCCUCCCAUAAAACGACGUCGCCUUCUCCAACCCCACCACCACCCCACCUCACCUCCAAAUUCUGCGUCCCACUCAUCCUCCCCCCCAACUCGCCCUUCGAUUCGGGCCUCUCCACCGUCAAGGGCGACGUCCCAUCGCCACCUUCCGAUUCAAGCCCCUCCUCCGCGUUCCCCUCGACGGUCAGGGUCUCCGGGCUCAACUCCACCGGCAAGGGCGGUGGGCCCGCCUUCGUGGGCCAGGUCUUCAGCAUGUGCGACCUCUCGGGGACCGGUCUCAUGGCCGUCUCUACCCACUUCGACAUUCCCUUCCUCUCCAAAAGAACACCCGAUUGGCUUAAGAAGAUGUUCGCAACGGUUACUAAGAGCGAAAGAAACGGCCCUGUGUUCCGCUUCUUCAUGGAUUUAGGCGAUGCAGUGGCAUACGUUAAAAGGUUGAACAUUCCUAGUGGCGUGGUGGGUGCCUGCCGUCUUGAUUUAGCAUACGAGCAUUUCAAGGAAAAGCCUCAUUUAUUCCAGUUUGUUCCGAAUGAGAAACAGGUCAAGGCUGCCAACAAGCUCCUGAAGACAAUCCCACAGAACAGCGGAAGCAAAAAGGUUGAUGGUGUUCCAGUUUUUAGUGCUCAAAACUUGGAUAUUGCAAUAGCAACUACAGAUGGAAUUAAGUGGUAUACUCCCUACUUCUUUGAUAAAGACGUGCUGGAUAACAUUCUUGAAGAAUCUGUUGACCAACAUUUCCAUUCUUUAAUUCAAACUCGGCACAUGCAGCGCCGACGAGAUGUUACGGAUGACAACCUUGCCGCAGAAGUAAUUGAAGAGAUGAGUGAUAGCUUGUGGGAGCCUCCAGAGGUUCAAGAACUGCUGGAUGAGAUGGGCAAUCCUGGAAUACCUUUGAGUGUUAUUUCAAAGGCUGCUGAAAUGCAGCUCCUUUAUGCAGCUGACAAAGUGAUCCUCGGUAACAGGUGGUUGCGGAAAGCCACAGGCAUACAACCAAAGUUUCCUUACAUGGUUGACUCAUUUGAGAAAAGGAGUGCAGCUUCUGUUCUGAGAGCAUUUGAGUCAACCAGCUGUCUUGCCAACUCUGAAGUGGAAAAUGAUAGUAAAGAUUCUCAACACCAAGGCACUUCAGAACUUACAUUAAAAGAUGAUAUUCAAGCGGACCGACACAAACCCGAUUUCAGGUUGCCUUUUGAAGGUUUGUUUAGUCGUCUGUGGUCAAAAAAGUCAUACCAAAUGGAAGACUCACCAAGGGAAUGCAUAAAACAAAACCUACAGCCGACUCCAUUUCUUCCAAAGAUUACAAUGGUUGGAAUCUCAACUGGGGAAGCUGGCCAGAUGAGCAAAGCCAGUUUAAAGAAGACAAUGGAGGAUCUAACAAAAGAGUUGGAGCAGACAGAGCAGGGAAAUGCCAUAGGUAGUAGUAGUAGUAGUAGUAGUAAUGAGUUCAAAAUUGAAGAUAGGGAUCCACUUUUUGUGGCAAAUGUGGGCGAUUACUAUUCUGGCAUGGCAAAGACUGGUUCAGCUAGAUGGGUUCGUGGUAGAAACAUUUAGAGGAACCCUGAUUAAGGAGAUAAUUGCUUUUGCUGGAAUCAAUUGUGAAUAUUUGUUUCUAGAACAAAUACUCCCUCCCCUGACAAAAAGAAGGCAAAGCAAAGAAGUUAUAUGGUAACACCAUUGUUUUGGAGGCCAUAUUUCUUGCUUGGAUAGCAGCAGCUUCUUGGGUGUCUGUCCAAGUGGAUGCAUUAUGUCUGCCUUAACGUUUUGCCAUCUGAUCAAUGUUGUGAGGUGAUUAUCAAUAGAUAUUGAUUGUCAUUUAGUUGAAUUUUGUAUUGUUAGAUGCUUGUAAAGCAGAAUGAGUUUAGAAGUAAAAAAUAAUAAUAAUAAUAAUCCUUGCUGUUGCCUUGUCAAUCCUCAUGGUCCUGGAGACGAGUGAGGAAUUUUUGGAGGAAUAGGGCUUCCUUGUAUUAUAAUGCUUUUACUAUUGAAAGUUGUGUAAUAAGCUUGACUUUUUUACCCUCUUACAAAGGUGUUCAAAUUGUUCAUA